UUUGUGGGCUAAUCUUCCUUCAUCAAACAAAGAAUUUUCUCCAUCGCCUCAACUAUUCGAGAAACCAGCACCGGUGGGAUGCAGUGCAGCUGUGCAGGUGGUUUUUAGUGACAGAAGGUAACAUGUACAAGGUUAGUCAAAAUUCGCUAUUGUUUCGAAGAUUGUUGCAUGCAUUAUCCCGUGAUGGCCCUUCCGAAAUCUUGAAGAAAAAGGUUGCUGAAAUGGAGAAGAGGAAGAAAAGGAGGAAUCCCAAGAAGGAUCAAUUGUUUGUGGAGGUUCCGGAGUCGAGAUCCUUUCUUGAUACGGCAUCACUGCAAAUGGUUCUUACUGUAGCUGGAGUUGCACUUUUUGCAAAGCUGCUUAUGAUGCAUGACGAGUCAAAGUCCCAGGAAAUGAUUGAGCGAAAAAUAAAGAAUGCUCCUCCUGGUCAAGGCACUGUGAGGAUGCUUACUCGUGAGGAGUGGGAGGAAAUUAGAGAAGUGAGACCAAGAACUCCUUUUGAAUCCAAGCUUGCUCGUCCAAAUGCACGAAUAAGAACUGGAGAACCAUUGCAUAUGGAGGACUUGAAGAAUUGGACAAUUGAUGUUCUUACAGAUGCACUUACGCGAGCUGAAGACUGUGCUAAACGCAAGUAAAACUGAUAUUAGGCAAGAAGACCUUUGCAAAUUCUUUCCCUUGUGUACAAGUACAAUUCUUCAAUGGAAUUGAAAACCUUUAAUGAUUUUGAUGCCUAAUGUGAGUAAUUAUACAUAUCUGCCUAUGGGGACAUGGUUCAAAGGGAUUUGCAUGGCAUCAAACUAUAGCCAAUGAAUGAUUUGAUCUUCAGCAGAUUUAUAGAAGCAUAUAAUAUGUAGCAUGUCAUGAUAUCAGCAUGGUUUAUCUGAAAAAAGGAGAAUGUUUACCUUUGUACAACUUUGAUUUUUUUUUUAAUUUUAAAUUUUAAUAACUGUUCUGCUAGAAAUAAUUUAGCGUCAUUUAGUAUUCUGAUAUCCUGAUGUUCCUUCUACAGUUAGAGCAAAUGAUGCUAAGCAACCUUGAAGUUUUUAUUAAGGGGAUUUGAAUUUAAGAUCCAAAGUUUGAAAGUUUUUCCUUUGGAUGAGCCUAUUUCCCAUGCAUAAUUUGGCUAUUUUUGCACAAAUAUAAGUUAUUAUGUGAGUAGGCAGGUGGGAC
Durio zibethinus is the source of this 1170-nucleotide messenger RNA. Its product is annotated as cytoplasmic dynein 2 light intermediate chain. The record is from RefSeq and is a predicted model, not a curated record. NCBI's taxonomy places the organism in Eukaryota, Viridiplantae, Streptophyta, Magnoliopsida, Malvales, Malvaceae.